Durusdinium trenchii is the source of this 2767-nucleotide messenger RNA. The record is from the annotation of a GenBank genome assembly. NCBI's taxonomy places the organism in Eukaryota, Dinophyceae, Suessiales, Symbiodiniaceae.
AUGGCACAGCCGAUGUCAAGCGAUGUGUUCGUCUUGGGUUUGUUGCCCAUCGAGGUGGAGGAGAAAGAAGCAGAAGAGAAGGAAGAGGAGAAGAAAGAUGAGGAGAUGCCAGAGGAGAAGGCUGAAGAUAUAGAUGACGAUGAUGAGGAACCAGAGAAGAUUGAAGAGCCACACGCCUCGAACGAAAAGCUCCACUGGCCCCAGAAGAUUGGAAGCGACUCGGAGUCGGAGAAAGGCAGGCUCGAGGCACCGGGCGAUGCGAUCGGAGCGUUGGAGAUUUCAGAAGCAUGGUUCGGCUCCCCGAGCGACGCGGCGCAGCGCUGCGACGUCACGGCCGCGGUGCGCGCCGCCGGCGCCGCCGGCGCCGUGCGGGCGACGGCGGCGGCGCUGGGCGUGGCGAGCGGCGGGGGGCGCAGAAAGUUGUGGGUCUCCUGCUCCUACCGUUGGCUGGAUGAGGAUGCGGCUCAGAUGUGCAGGCAGCUGGCUGAGAAGGCGGGGGAGGAGGUGCGUGUGGAAGACCCACGACUGCUGCAGCUUCACCGGCUUCUGAGCGAACCCUUGGGGCCUUUGAAGAAGGCCAUGGUGGAGCAACAGUUGCAGACCUUGCGUCUUCAGCUUUGCGCCUCUUUGGCCCUCGAUGGUCUCCUCUGCCUGGCGCAGCGCCGCACCCAGACCUUCGCCCGCGCCGCCGCGGCGGUAGCCACUCACGGUUUUCCCUUUGCCUACGUGGCCUGCCGUGCUGCCCAGGGCCUCGCCGCCGCGCUGCGCUUCGGCGGAAGCGGCGGAAGCGGCGUCGACGCGGGAAGCGCCUCGCGUGCAGAGGUGCGGGAGUUCCUGACGCCCUGCGCGCGCAGAGGCGAGCGCCUCGUGUUCGAACGGCUCUUCGGCGAGUUCUUUAAGCACGUGCAUGGCGAGUGGCUCCAUCUGGGGGAUGCCAGGUCCAUUGAAGAGCUCAACGAGCUGGUGAAGGUGGCGCAAGAAGAGAUGCUGGAGCUUCUUUCACGCCAUGCCAAGGAGCCGAGGCCCAGCGCGGAGGAGCAGACGCUCCGCGCCGAGGCGCUGCACGCGGCCACGGCGUUGGGCUUUUGCGUCUUGUGCCUGCGACCCUUGCAGCAGUUCCCCGACGAGGUGGGUGCCCUUGUGGAUGCCAAAGACCAACGCUUAGAGAGCGCCCUGUACCACCGACGCUGCGCCUUCCACACUGCCGAGGGCUGGCGGGGCUGUUGCGCGGCGCUGAACGCCCACGUGCUCGCACCGGGGCUGAACGUUCCGCCGCUGCUCCUGCAGCCCACGGCCGUGGCGCAGGGGUGGUGGGCCAUGCCGCCCUUGAUGAAGGUGAACGAGUGGGCCAGGUUCGUGGCCAGCGGUGCUUCCGCGGGCGCUCCCUCAGCUGCAGGAGACGCUCAGGUGCCAGUGGAGCAGGUGGCAGUGGCUUUGUCCGCAGCACUGCCGGUGCACGCGCAGCAGCUGCUGCGGCAGUUGGGUCGGGGACCGUUGGGGUCGGAGCGGUCCGGAAUCGUGCAGGACUUGGAGUCCUUGGAAUGCAUCGCCCGUUGGACGCUGCGGACGCUCGCGACGCUGCACUGGGCACCCAAGGCCUUGUCGCCCGAGGCCUCCCUGGAAGGUUGGAGCAGUUGGUUCUGCAGCUGGGAUGCCUUGCAAGAAGGUUCCCUCAGCCGUGGCACCUUGGCACUGGCACUAGGUGCUGCGGUCCGCGCACAGGCGGAUUUGCACCAUGUGGUGCUGGCGGAUCCUUUGGAAGAGGUCUUACCCUUGCUGUGCUCGGAAAUGGGGGAGCUCGAGACCAUCAGCCUGGCACGCUUUCUGGGUGAUGUGGCUGCCGCUGCCUCGGAGCUCCUGAGGAGACAUCUCUCACCGCGGCCAGCUGAGAGUGUGGCUGCGACCCCGCCACCCGAGGCUCCAGAGGAGCGUCGUAGCUCGCGCGGAGCUGCCGAAGAGCUGGUGCCGCUGAGUUUCAUCGGCCUUUGCGGCCGCCGACGCGUGGCGUAUGUGGCGCCGGAGCUGCCGUUGCAGUUGAAGGCGCUGGUGACAGGCUUGGCCGGCGAUUCCUUGGGCUUCGCGCUGGCACAGGAAGCCUUGGACUCGGAUGGCUUGAUGCGCUUCUUUUGGGCGGGGCGCGAACUCCCCCAGGAGGGCCCUGCCACCCUGCGGGACCUGGGCCUCUUCGGCGGGAGCGCAGUGCUGGUGCUCACGUGCCACCCGGGAGGGACAGGGAUGGCGGAGCUGUUUUGGGGGGGAGGGUCAUGGAGAUGACGUCGUUUCAUGCAGGCAUGCUGGUCUUUUGGUUGCUUUCAAGUGUGACUUCAAGAUACUGAAAAGGCAUAUAGGUGGAUAUAUAUUGGUAGACCCUUCAAGUAAGACAUGUACACCUAGGGACCUAGUAGAUCCUAGUAGGACCUGUUGUUUAUGAGCUGUCCUUAGAGGCCAGCCCUCCAUGCCCCUGUGUCUUCAUCCUCUUUCUUCCUCCGAUGAUGCGGCCAGGUCGGCGACGGCGCAGAACGAGAGCGACAAACCGCGAGGUCUCAUGUCCGUUCUCGACUUCUGGCUGCCGCGACUUCAGGCCGAAGAGCAGACCUUGCUGACCCAGCUGCCCCUUCGCAGCUGGGCAGCCGGGCUGAUCCUGAUCGCCCUGACGCAGCUCCGCUGAGCGCCCGAACCCCACUGGUUUCGUGCCUUCGUUUUCGUUCCCGCCGUCGGCGGUGGAGAGCACGGGCGGCGUGGUUGCGACGCAUUGGUUGGAAGAAAA